Mesorhabditis belari is the source of this 372-nucleotide messenger RNA. Lineage: Eukaryota; Metazoa; Nematoda; Chromadorea; Rhabditida; Rhabditidae. The record is from the annotation of a GenBank genome assembly.
AUGGGCCGAUCCCUCCCCGAGAUCCGGAAGCGAUUGUUUAGAUCGUUCUGGCAAGCUGCUUGCAACUCUGAGCGUCAAGACAGGUGGUUCUUGGCUGGGAGCGACAGCGUCGUCCCGACGACUUCCGCAAAGAAAAGCUGGAUCCAACCAGCCGCAUCCUCAUCGGCAAAGAAAUUGAGUAGUGGAUCGAUAAAGAAAGACAGUGUGAGAAAGACCUCGGCUGGGACACCGUCCUCUAGUAAAAACCCUGCAGAUCUGAAGAAAAUCCAGAGCCUCACCGUCAUCGAGCUCAGCAGGAGCUUGAUGGGUAGAAAACAAGGUCAACUCUUGACAACGCGCCGAAAGCUCUGGCGCGACGAUGGGUCUGGGAAA